GAGAAAGUUCUAGGUGUCAAUAGCUUUAAUUUAUACAUGAUAAUCGCGGGGGUAAUUUUCCAUAUUUAUCGGUAUAAGAGAUGCAGCUUCUGCCCGAACGUGGCUCAGUUGAUCCGUAUUCUUCAAACCGGCAUCAUGGUGUCGUUAAGAUACAUUUUGCUUUUCUUGUGCAUAAGCCUUUCAACCGUCGUCAUGGCAAAAGUACCGAGCAUUAAAUUAUCCUCCGGCUAUGAGAUGCCAGUGGUUGGACUCGGAACUUGGCAGUUGGCCCCGAACGACGCGGACAAAGCCAUAACAGCUGCGUUGGAGAGCGGCUACAGACACAUCGAUACAGCUUUUAUUUAUGCCAACGAAGAGGCCAUCGGCAAGAGCUUGAAGAAAUGGUUCGAUAAAGGGGGUAAACGAGAAGACUUGUUUAUCACUACUAAGUUGUCUCCGAUUUCGAAUCGAGCUUCGGACGUGGAAAAAUACAUGAAACUAUCGUUGGAAAGAUUGAAUUUGCAAUACGUCGACAUGUUCUUGAUUCACGUGCCCAUGUCGUUCGUGAAAGACCCGAACAAGGAGGCACCCGCUAUGAACGAAGACGGCAGCAUCGUACUGGAUAAGACCAACGACCUCGUGGCUACGUGGAAGGAAAUGGAGAAGCAAGUGAAAGCCGGUCGUACUCGUUCCAUUGGCUUAAGCAACUUCAACGAGUCCCAAAUUCAGAGGAUCGUCGACAGUGCCGAAAUACAGCCGAGUAACUUGCAAGUCGAGUUGCACGCGUACAUGCAGCAAAAGCCACUGCGCGAGCUCUGCAAGAAGCACAACAUCGCCGUGACGGCCUACAGUACUCUGGGCUCGCCUGGGGCCAGCCCCGACAAGAAGACCGACGCGAGCAAGGCCCUGCCGCAGCUGCUGAAAAAUCCGCAGGUCGUGAAGAUCGCCGAGGCCCACAAGAAGACGCCGGCUCAGAUUUUGCUGCGCCACGCCGUCCAGAGCGGGGUCAUCGUCAUACCCAAGAGCACGAACGCGGCGAGGAUCAAGGCCAACAUCGACCUGUUCGACUUCGAGCUCAGCGACCAGGAGAUGAAGACGAUGGAGGGCCUGGACCGAGGAGAGUCCGGUAGAAUAUUCAAUUUUUUGGUCUUCAAAGGAGUUGAAAAUCAUCCAGAGUACCCUUACACCAGUCAAAUACCCAAGAAAUCAUCAUGAAAUUGUAUCAAUGAAAAUCAUUUUAAAUUUAUUCAUAAAAUUAAUCAAACUGUAAGCGAUGCGAAUUCUGUACACAAUUAUAAAGGCUGUACAAAAUAAAUAGACCUUUAUUUUCAAA
This is a messenger RNA of Trichogramma pretiosum, 1312 nucleotides long. Its product is annotated as 1,5-anhydro-D-fructose reductase-like. Bases 37 to 1194 code for a protein of 385 amino acids. Gene Ontology annotation, molecular function: aldose reductase (NADPH) activity. Lineage: Eukaryota; Metazoa; Arthropoda; Insecta; Hymenoptera; Trichogrammatidae. Gene Ontology annotation, cellular component: cytosol. The transcript is spliced from 8 exons. The record is from RefSeq and is a predicted model, not a curated record.